AUGCUCUCUAUAUAUUACUCGAGCAUUUCGUUUCUUGUCACUGGAUUGAUUGGAAAUGUGCUGGUAAAACGAAUUGUGCACAAAAAUGGAGAAAUGCAUACGCCGACAAAUUAUCUGUUAGUCAGCAUAACCACAAGCGACAAUUUUACCAUUUUGCUGUGGUUUCUGGACCUCUCCGGUGAAUUGGAAGAAAUUGUCUGCGAGUUGAUUUGAGGUUAUUGAGGUUUCCAUAAUGGUGUCCUCUAGUUCUCUUACUCUACUAGCAGUGGAAAGGUUUUCCGCGAUACUGAAGCCUUUCAGAACAGAGCUGUGGCUGAAUGGAGAGAACAUCAAAGAGAGAAUCGCUGUUAUCUGGAUCAGCAGCAUUCUAAUAUGUCUUCCCGAAAUUUUCUUCAAAAAAUGGAGCGAACCGUCUGCAACAUGUAUCAGUCCUUCGACUUUACAUAUGAACCAGGCGAGCAAAGUUAGCUAA
Molecule: messenger RNA, 472 nt
Organism: Porites lobata
Lineage: Eukaryota; Metazoa; Cnidaria; Anthozoa; Scleractinia; Poritidae
Source: the annotation of a GenBank genome assembly